Cylas formicarius (sweet potato weevil) is the source of this 691-nucleotide messenger RNA. RefSeq lists its product as uncharacterized. The transcript has 2 exons. Lineage: Eukaryota; Metazoa; Arthropoda; Insecta; Coleoptera; Brentidae. Bases 77 to 628 code for a protein of 183 amino acids. The record is from RefSeq and is a predicted model, not a curated record. Gene Ontology annotation, cellular component: nucleus. Gene Ontology annotation, biological process: maturation of SSU-rRNA from tricistronic rRNA transcript (SSU-rRNA, 5.8S rRNA, LSU-rRNA).
ACCUGUAUAGUCUUUUUGGUUAGAAUGUCACAAAGAAAACAAGUUUCUAAUUAGUUUGAUCUUGAAAUUAAAACUCAUGGAGGAAGCUUUUACCAAAGUUGUUUCGCAUGUAUUCAACAAUUGGACAGCUUUGCGAUUGGCCGUCGAACAUUCGACGGGGGGACCUAAUAGCAAACAGACCGCCUUGGAGUGUUUACACUACAUGGUUCAGUUUUGUCUAAACGAACCGAAUAUUCAACCCGAAGGUAUUCAGGAGGCGUUAGAAGACAUAUUGGACGAGGAAUUUGAAACGAUUUGCGAAGAUGACUCACCAAAACAAAUCGCUGCUGUCUUGUAUACAUUUUUAAUGUUGCUAAAAGACGGCAGGUUUGAAGAAUGCGAGAACGAGUACGAGAAAUUGCCCACCGCGAACGCGGAUUGGCUCAAUCAACAAAUUAAAACGCAGAAUUUAAUGGUACAAGAGACUUCUAGUGAGAGUGAGGAAGAUGCGUUAGAAAAUGCAGAGAUGGAACAGGAUGGGUGGAAAGAAGUAAAAUCGAGACGAGAAACAUUUAGAUCAAUAUGUUUUCCUUUCCUGGAAAUUGAUAACUUCAGGGUUGGUUUCUCCGUCUGUUUUAAAAGGCCAUAAACCUCGGUGGCGCUUUUGAUUUCUUUUCCAUCAAUGUGUGUCACAAUAUCACCAGGUUGGAUA